Molecule: messenger RNA, 1506 nt
Organism: Lodderomyces theae
Lineage: Eukaryota; Fungi; Ascomycota; Pichiomycetes; Serinales; Debaryomycetaceae
Exons: 1
Coding region: 1-1506 (501 amino acids)
Biological process (GO): RNA processing
Molecular function (GO): ribonuclease III activity
Source: RefSeq, a predicted model, not a curated record
AUGCUAUCAGCCAGACUUCGACCAUUGCCUAAACAUACAAACAUUUCAAUGAAACGAAACAAAGUUAAAGCAAUAGACGACACUAGACUGGAUACAGAUUCCCACAUUCCAGCAAGUGCAAGUGCAAGUGCAAGUGCAGCUGCUGCCACCACAACUUCUACAGAUCAGCGCCACCACUUGCACACCACAUCGCGUCACCACCACCCAGCACAGUCAAAACACUCGAUUCUUAUACCUAGUCCAUUGAAUACUUUACUUCACUCAGAUAGACACAUGAAGUACCAUUUCUACAAUUUAGGUGGCGAUUUCAUUAGAGUGUCGGCGUACCGACGCUUCAAGGAGUUGUUCUGUAUAGGUGGUGGUUCAUUCAUCAAAGAGAUUGUCUUUGAUUUAUCAACAUUCUUGAAAAGGGAGUUGAAUGACGAAAAGUCAGGAUUCCAUUUACAGUUCAAGAACUACCUCACUUCAAAUAGCACCAUUUUGCAAGAAAAAGAGCCUAGUUGGUGUGUGUGCGAUCAUCAUUUUGGAUUACGCAAUUGGUUAUUCAUUGUCUUUGGUUACAUGUUGCAAAAUUAUAAAGAAGAGGAAGUUCACGAAUGUUUGGAUGAUGUCAUCAAGAUGUACAUGAAUGCGAGAAAACUUGAUCACAAUAAUAUCCGAAUCAUCCGUGAUGAAAGGGAUAACUUCACAUUGGCCACUUUUCAGAAUUACAUAAAUACAGUGGAAAUUCAGGAAAAUCUAUUAUUUGAUACGCGCAACAACAGCUCCAGCAGAUUUGUCACAAUAUCACCAGCUUAUAACCAGAGAAUAUAUCUACCUCCUUUGCCAAGAUUGCAUAAUAGAGAUUUGUUAGUAAAGGCAUUGAUGCACAAGGAGUUUUAUCGAUUAUUGUUGGAUCCUCGCCAUAAAUUCGCCCAGACUAUGCAGUCCCACAAUUAUGAUCUAUCAUUCGGUGAAUACGGCUUGGUACGUAGAGAAAUUUCGUUCCUAGAUGGGUUGGGUGAUUUCUUUCUUGCUCAAGAAACAUCAAGACUCAUUUUUGAUUUGUGCUGCAACACCAACAGCGUUAAUGGUAAUGACGAAUCCAUACUCGAUGCCCAAGUCAGUUCUCAAACUUACAACCUCCUCAAGAUGAUCCUCGCCACUAACACUCUAAUGUCCAAAUUGACAAAAUGUUACAACUUGCACCAAGGAUUGAACGACCCCAUAAUCAAUACUCGCAUUGCUGAUGAAUGGAUUCCCUACACAACAUCUGGUGUUUUGCCAAAGGAAAAAGACCCCGAUGAAGUACGCAUCUAUGAGGAAGAAUUCUUGGGGGAUUUUUUCGAAAGCUAUAUGGCUGCAUUGUUGAUUGAACAGCCUCAAGUUGCAAAGUCCUUCAUUAGGGAAAUUUACAAACGGUUGAUUUCAGUAAUGACUAGGACAUUACCUCCCGAAGUGACGUACCAGAAUUGGACCAUGAACAUAUUGGGUAGAAACAUUUACGGAAAGAAAGAAGUUGCUUGA